This is a messenger RNA of Misgurnus anguillicaudatus (oriental weatherfish), 1820 nucleotides long. It is a transcript of the gene fgfbp2b, whose product is annotated as fibroblast growth factor binding protein 2b. Gene Ontology annotation, biological process: cell-cell signaling. The record is from RefSeq and is a predicted model, not a curated record. Gene Ontology annotation, molecular function: growth factor binding. Lineage: Eukaryota; Metazoa; Chordata; Actinopteri; Cypriniformes; Cobitidae.
UAAAAAGGUUGAGAAUCACUGAUAUAGUCACACUAUUCCAUAUAGAGCACACACACACACACACACACACACACACACACACACACACACACACACACACACACACACACACACACACACACACACACACACAGUAUAGAUUAUUACAAUCAGUUCUUUCAGGCUUCACCAGACUAGAAACUGGAGGCCCCCAGUCUGGAGAGAUGAGUGUGCUUCUCAAAGGCCUCCUUUGUAUGAGCAGUACUUAUAAACCCAGAAAACACCUUUUCACAGCCCUAAACCUCAAGCAAUCCUUUCUACACCUUCAUCGAGUGCCCUCUUCAACCCUCCACCAUGAGAGCUGUACGGAGCGCUGCUCUCCUGAUAGCCUGCUUCAUCGGGACCUUCAAUGCUCAGGCUCAAAGCAGCCACAACAACAGUAACCAAGGCAACAACAUCAACCACAUCGAGAGCACUAAUAUUAAGCCUAAGCAGCCUAAAGAAAAUGUCGGAAAUGAGCCUAUUAGUUUCAACACCAAAGCCAAAGACUCUUGUAGCAUGGUGAUCUCCGGCCAGACUGACUCCACUAAGCUGCGUGUCUCCUGCAAGAACAAGGGCAAAACUUACUGGUGUGAAUUUCUGGGCAAACCUAACUUGUGUAAGGCAUACAACAACAACCCACACCACUUCUUCAAACAGAUAAUGUGGGACAUGAGAAAGCUCCACAACGCCUGCCAGGGACCACAGGUAUUCAAGCCACAUAUGUGCCGCUCUGCUUCAGAUGAUGUCCGAAUGAUACUCCACUCUUCCUUUCCCAAAAUUUCCAACCUAAAGCCUACCCAAGCUCCUAAUGUUCAGAACCAGCCAAAGCUGCAGCAGACCAAGUCCAGCAUUAGCACCCCCAAACCUCCGAGACAACCACCGAAACCCCACCAACCAGCUAAACCAGCAUCCAAACCAGUCAAGCCUGUUGUUUCGAAGCCUGCAUCUCCACGUAAACCUGUCAAGACCAUCACACCAAGACCCACCGUGGCGCAAGGGGAAGACCAAUCCACCAAGCUGGCAGAGGAGUAUUGCUGGGAGAGUCUUCAGGGUGUCUGCUCCUACUUUAUAAGCUGGUUCCAGAAUUAAUCACCACCACUGGUAAGCACAUAGCUAACUAAUUUCAUAUCUAAAAUAAAUUUAGUUUUAUAGCAAUUAACCAAACAAUGUGUCUGAACCAUUUAUAAACUAUUUCAUACAAAUAUUCAACUGUAGAUUGUCUUAAAAUGGAUUACAGUAUACAGGAAGCAUCAGCUACAUUCUGUUGAUUCUUAUACAAGAGGAAUUGUAUAUAAAACAUGGACAAGUAUGUAUACAGAUGUUUUUUAAUGUGAAACACUAAGGCAUAUGCAAAGUAAGUUAACAGCAAACCUAAAAUAUCAGUCAUAUAUCAUGGUUGGGAUUUUCAGCCAAUGAUCAUUUCUAUACCCUAGCUCUAUUUCCCGGUUUCACAAACAAGGCUUAAGGCUAGUCCUAGGUGUCUCAACUGAAAAUAACUUUCACAUAUAAAUCUUAAAAUAUGCCAGUACCAAGUGUCAAGAUAAACACCAUUAACAUAUUUAAAGGCAUGUUAAUAAAAAAUGCUUAAUUGUCUUAAUUUAACCAAGGCUUCCUUGCUUUAGCUAAACCGUGUCUGUGAAACCAGUCAUUUGGAGCAGUUUCCCGGACAAGUUUUAUCCUAGUUCCAGAUUAAAAUACAUGUUUGAGCUGCCUUAAUUUAAAAACAACUUGCACUGAGAUAUUUUAACAUAUAUCAGUGACAUUGUUUUGUCUCAAGAUGCACACCAGUAUUGUUUUUA